AUGGCUCCUCCUUCAGAUAUCAACCAUCUCUCAAACCCUUGCAUUUAUGCAGGGGAUUUUUCUUCUUCAUACUCAGAGAGGAAGUCUGGUUUUAUGAAAUGGUUUGGUAAGAUUUUCAAAAUUGGUUCUAAUCGAGGAAAAUGCGGUAGUCAUCAUCUGCAGCAACCGGCAGAGGAAAACAUGGCUUGGCGAGCGCCACCUAGAUCGUUGGAUAACCGUGCUAGAACGAAGAAAGAGGAUGAGGAUUUGAGCAAUGCAAUUGCACUUUCUUUAAAUGAAUAUUUAAAGAUACCAGCAGGAUAUAGAUGGCGAACGGGAGCUAAUGAUGAUUAUGCAAAGGGACUUCAGGAUCGGAUGCAUUCGUCUCUACACCCUCCAUAUGCCCCUUUACCGUAUUAUCCCCGGGAUACAGGUAAAAAGAUUUCUUCUAAUUUCAGUGAUACUUCAAUAGCAUGA
Molecule: messenger RNA, 456 nt
Organism: Vicia faba (fava bean)
Lineage: Eukaryota; Viridiplantae; Streptophyta; Magnoliopsida; Fabales; Fabaceae
Source: the annotation of a GenBank genome assembly